AUGGAUUUCUGGCCAGAGUUUCUUGCAAACAGUUGGGGGAGAGAAUUUGUGGCUGGAGGCAUUGGAGGCAUGGCUGGUGUAGUCUCUGGUUAUCCCCUUGACACUCUCCGUGUCUGGCAACAGAGUUCACCCUCCGGUUCUUCUGCCUUCAGCAUGUUACGCAAUGUCGUCUCUGCCCAAGGCCCUACUGCCCUCUACAGAGGCAUGGCUGCACCCUUGGCAUCUGUCACUUUUCAGAAUGCCAUGGUUUUCCAGAUAUACGCCAUCCUCUCUCGAGCAUUCGACUCAUCUUUAUCCCCCAAAGACCCUCCUUCUUACAAAGGUGUUGCUCUAGGAGGAUUUGGUACAGGUGCUAUACAGAGCCUAAUUCUCAGCCCGGUAGAACUUAUAAAAAUCCGGCUUCAACUGCAAACCAAUGAUCAAAGCCGUGCAAAAUCGAAACCCCAUAAACUGCAGUCCCACAAAGGGCCUGUAGAUGUUGCCAAGAGCAUAAUUAAAGCAGAAGGCUUAAGGGGAAUAUAUAGAGGUCUAACCAUCACUGUUCUGAGGGAUGCACCUUCUCAUUGCUUCUACUUCUGGACUUACGAGUAUAUGAGAGAGAAGCUUCAUCCGGGCUGCAGAAGCACUGGCCAAGAGAGCUUGCAGACAAUGUUGAUGGCAGGAGGGCUAGCAGGAGUUGCCAGCUGGGUUUGUUGCUACCCUUUGGAUGUUGUUAAAACCAGAUUGCAGGCUGAAACUUCAUACCGUCCACAGAAAUAUUACGGCAUUGUUGAUUGCUUCCGGAAGAGUGUAAAGGAGGAUGGUUACGGCGUGCUCUGGCGAGGGCUAGGAACUGCGGUUGCUAGAGCUUUUCUGGUGAAUGGAGCCAUUUUUGCUGCUUAUGAGGUUGCUCUGAGGUGUCUAAUCAGCAAUGGAAGCGGAACCAUUCAAACAGAGAGUGCAAUCUAG
Molecule: messenger RNA, 948 nt
Organism: Prunus armeniaca (apricot)
Lineage: Eukaryota; Viridiplantae; Streptophyta; Magnoliopsida; Rosales; Rosaceae
Source: the annotation of a GenBank genome assembly